CUCGACUACGAUGGCUCGGUCCUGCCGUUCCUCGGGGGGCUGGGCGGCGGGUACCAGCGGACCCUGGUGCUGCUCACCUGGGUGCCGGCCCUCUUCAUCGGCUUCAGCAAGUUCUCGGACUCCUUCCUCCUGGACCAGCCCGACUUCUGGUGCCGGGAGGCGGACGGGCAGGGUAACUGGAGCGGGUCGCUGGCCCCUGGCCACGCCAACCGCAGCGGCAAUGGCAGCAUCUUCCCCCCGCCGACCGGGCUGCCCACCCCACCGGGGGUCAACGCCAGCGAGUGCGACUGCCACGAGUGGCACUACCGCAUCAGAGCCGGCCUCGUCCAAAAUGUGGUGAGCAAGUGGGAUCUUGUUUGUGAUUCUGCCUGGAAAGUCCACAUUGCUAAAUUUUCCCUACUGGUAGGAUUAAUCUUCGGCCACUUAAUAACAGGAUGUAUAGCUGACUGGGUUGGUCGACGGCCUGUACUGCUCUUCUCUGUCAUACUCAUUUUGAUAUUUGGACUGACAGUGGCACUCUCAGUGAAUGUGACCAUGUUCAGCACACUCAGGUUUUUUGAGGGGUUUUGCCUGGCUGGAAUAGUCCUCUCCCUGUACGCACUGCGGAUAGAGCUCUGUCCUCCUGGGCACCGGUUCAUGAUCACCAUGGUGGCGAGCUUCAUCGAGAUGGCAGGGCAGUUCCUCAUGCCAGGGCUGGCUGCCCUCUGCAGGGACUGGCAGGUCCUCCAGGCAGUCAUCAUCUGUCCUUUCCUGCUGAUGCUGCUUUACUGGCUUAUUUUCCCAGAGUCUCUUCGGUGGCUGAUGGCUACUCAACAGUUUGAGGCAUCCAAGGAGCUGAUCCUUCAGUUCACGCACAAGAACAGGAUGAACACGGAAAGCGACAUCAAAGGAGUGGUACCUGGGCAUAGGAUGGACGAAUCAGUGCAUAGCAUGGACGAUGCUGUGGGGAUGACGCUGUUGUCUGUUCCUCAUUUGUUGCAGAAUUUGGAAGAGCUGGAAAAGGAGAUCACCAGGAGACCGAAGAAAGUCUGCAUUGUUAAAGUGGUGGGAACCAGGAACCUGUGGAAAAACAUCGUAGUACUGUGUGUGAACUCGCUGACUGGUUACGGCAUACACCACUGUUUUGCAAAAAGCAUGAUGGGGCACGAAGCGAAGAUGGCGAUUACCCACAACUUCUAUGCGGACUACUACACCAUGGCUGGGAUCGCCCUGGCAUCCUGCCUGGCCAUGUGCCCGGUGGUCGGGUUUCUGGGGAGGAGAGGAGGACUCCUGCUUUUCAUGAUCCUUACAGCCCUGGCUUCGCUUCUGCAGCUGGGCCUUCUCAACUUGAUCGGAAAAUACAGUCAACUUCCAGACUCAGGUAUGAGUGACAGCGUGAAAGACAAAUUCUCUACCGCAUUUUCCAUUGUGGGUAUGUUUUCUUCGCAUGCCGUUGGAAGCCUCAGCGUGUUCUUCUGUGCUGAAAUCACACCCACAGUAAUCAGGGGAGGUGGGCUGGGGCUGGUCCUGGCCAGCGCGGGCUUCGGCCGCCUGACUGCCCCCAUCAUGGAGCUCCACAACCAGAAAGGCUACUUCCUCCACCACGUCAUCUUCGCCUGCUGUACGCUCCUCUGCAUCAUCUGCAUCCUGCUGCUGCCGGAGAGCAAGAACCAGAACCUGCCCGAGAACAUCCCGGAUGGGGAACAUUACACCCGGCAGCCCCUCCUGCCGCACAAGAAGGGGGAGCAGCCCCUGCUCAUGACAAACUCUGAACUCAAGGAUUACUCUGGCCUCCAUGACUCGGCAGCCGUGAGUGACGGGAUCUCGGAGAACACCACUGCCAACGGGAUGAAGUCGAUGUAACUGGGUGGAUUUUUUUUUUUCCUUCUUCAUUUUUUCGUUGGUUUUUAUUUUUUUCCUUCUCCUCUUUCUUUUGUAUUUUAUUUGAUGCUGUUGUGCAGGAGGAGCAGCACUUUGGGCAAAGGUGUUUUGCACAGAUUUUUACAAACCAGUGAUGGAGCAGACACAGACUUGGGGGAAUUCAACUCUGCUGCUAAAGCAACUUUUGGCAUCUUCAACUGUUGUGCAGAUUGCUCUUGAAAAUGUUAUGGGGGAAAAGACUCAUCUGAGAAAAGACCUGGUUGGAGGUAGCCCUUCAGAACUCUUUUUUUCCUGCCAUUAAAUAUGUAUAUUUAUUUUGAUUUAUUCUCAAGAAGCACUUUAUUUCCUUUUCCUUUCAUAGAUCACAAAAAUGAAGCCAUCUUAUUAUAAGAGGUGCAGCCAUUCCAAGAAAGAAACCAUGGGGGGGGUUGUUUUCUGUUUUGUUUUUGUGUUUCUUUAAAGGAAAGAGGGAUCCACUGCAAAGUUGAAUUGACUGAAGUUUAGACUUGUGCAACGUUCUUCUGCCUGUCUAGAAAGUGCAAGUGCCCAGGUUGCCUGCUGUGUUUGUAUACACCAAAAAAAAACAAAAACAAAAAACAAAGCAAAACCUGUUGUGACUGAAACUCUGACUGCAUUUUAGGCAGCUUAUGUUUGUUUUUAUAGCCCAUGUGCACUUAAAAGUUACUUUCUGAAUUAGUACUUUUUUUUUUCCCCACCAAAUACAGUGAAGAAAAUCCUACCCAAACAAGCUGAUUUUUCAAUGAGAAUCAGCCAUCUGCAUUUUAAGAGUCCAUUAAUCUAUUUUAGACAGUUCCUGCUGGUCUUAAGUAGUAAUGUAGAUGAUUAAAUUAUUUGACCAAUAAUGCAAAGAUUAGUUUUGCCAAGAAUGGCUUUAAUUACCAGAAGGCCCAGAAUCUCUGAUGGACUGCUCCAGGAGAAGAGCACAGGCCAGCAGGGACAAAAAAUAGGGAGCGUGGGCUAUGAUCUGUACUUUUAUUCCAAAAGGCAGCGCAGCUGGGAUUCCUGCUUCUGGGAAAUGAGUGUCCUGGCAUUGCCUUACAUGUUUUUAGAACCAGGGUUUUGUUUUCGAUUUAAGUGGACAAAAUGCUUAGCUGACUGUCAGAAAUGAAUGAAUUGAUAGCCUGUGAGUAAUGAAUUAUGGUCUGCUGUUGGCUGUCUUGGGGCUUUUAGAGAUGUUUUCUUGUUCUGACCCAAGAAUAUACAAUGAACUCACACAGAUUUCCCCCCUUCCCCAACUGCUUUUUGUAGGAUUUUCAUCAGGAAAAAAAUACAAGUUUACGUAAACUGGAUCGAUCCUACUCUAGGCUAAGCAAAGUGAACAUCCAGUUUGCCUCCUACUGUGCAGAUGGCACUUUGAUAGUGGCCACCUGAUUUCUCUCCUCCAGCCCCAAAACCAACUAUUUCCUUUGGCCAUCGGCAUUUUGGUUCUCACCAUGUGAAUAACCUGAGGAUCUAGUUCAAUGCAAGGACUUGGUAAACAAAACAGCUUUCUUGCAUUGUAGUUAACCUCCCUGUUCUCCCUCCCUCCCUCCUCUCCUUUCUCACUCAGGCCAUCCAUUUGUGGUUGCUCGGUAGUGCAGACGUUCAAACAGACGGAGCAGCAGGAUGUCCAUGUUGUCCUGAGUGUCCGUAGGAUUGCCACUUUGUUUGAUGUACACCUUGCGUUCAUAGGCAUGGAAAGCGGCUCGUUUGCACUUUCCUCCUCUACCUUCCCUCCCCCUUCCUCCUCUUGCUGUAUAUAUUGUCGAUUAACUGCUGUACCUAACAAUUUCCAUCCUCCAUUAGGCUGCCGAUGUCCUCUUACAGGCCCCAAUAAAUCAGAGAUCCGUGCUCCCUGGCGGGCGAUGCAGUAAGUAGUGCAGCCUCAGAGGCUGAGGAGAGCCAGGGGACAGGUAGACCUGCAGAAGUGACAGAGAUUGUUGUGUUCAGAGUAACAAUGUUGUCCUAAAGCUGCUAAUUUUCCUACAGAGGAUGUGGACAUUCGGGUUCUUCUUGAGCCUGGUAAGAAACACUGGACCAGUUGAUGGUAGUUUUGCCCAAAGUUACGCUACUGGGUUGGGUUUUUAUUUUUCCACCUUUGCUAGACUUGCUGUGACAGCGAGAGCCUGAUCUUCCUUACGCUCAAGUUCUAACGUGGAGCUUGAGCGCGGCUGCUUCUCUUUUUGUUCUGUGCUGCGACUUCUGCAGAGCGUGUUCACCGAAGGAAAAAAAAAAAAAACAAAAAAACAAAAAAACAAAACACCAAACCAAACCCAGGCCUUCCCCA
This is a messenger RNA of Calidris pugnax (ruff), 4147 nucleotides long. It is a transcript of the gene SLC22A23, whose product is annotated as solute carrier family 22 member 23. The annotation marks the transcript as partial. The transcript has 11 exons. Gene Ontology annotation, molecular function: transmembrane transporter activity. Gene Ontology annotation, biological process: transmembrane transport. The record is from RefSeq and is a predicted model, not a curated record. Gene Ontology annotation, cellular component: membrane. NCBI's taxonomy places the organism in Eukaryota, Metazoa, Chordata, Aves, Charadriiformes, Scolopacidae.